Molecule: messenger RNA, 3069 nt
Organism: Fragaria vesca subsp. vesca
Lineage: Eukaryota; Viridiplantae; Streptophyta; Magnoliopsida; Rosales; Rosaceae
Product: filament-like plant protein 7-like
Exons: 7
Coding region: 238-2793 (851 amino acids)
Source: RefSeq, a predicted model, not a curated record
GCUCUCUCUCUCUCUCUCUCAUGAAUUAUUACAGCCACGGGUAACUGUCGGUGGAGUGCAAGCAUCCUAUGAAGAUUUGGUCGAUAUAAGCUGGUUCUGUGCUCUUACUUUCAUUUCCAAACGUUAAACAGUAAUUCUGGUGUUUCACUUUACCCAGUCUGGUCCAUUUUGCCUCAGUUUCUGGGUGAGACACAAUGUGGUCACUGAUUGGCAUAGAUAUGCAAUAUUGCUGAAAUCAUGGACCACAGGGGUUGGCUUUGGAGGAAAAAAUCUUCAGAGAAGACGAUUGUUUCAACUAACAGACUUGCUAUUCCUUUAGGAACAAUUGAAGAAGAAGAGGUACAAACAUAUCCAGCUGAGAGAGGAAAUGAUGUAGAGAGACCGGGGAAAUAUCUGAAUGAGAAGUUAGCUUCAGUCCUCCUUGACUCUAACAAUAAAGAAGGCAUACCAGGAGAUUUAGUACCAAAGCAAGAACUAGAUGAAGCUUUGAGGCAGGGAAUAGCUGCAAAUGAAAGAUCAAUCCAUUCAGAUGAUGCAUUGAAAGAAUGCAUGGAACAAUUAAUUUUUGUUCGGGAAGAACAGGAGCAAAGAAUACAUGAUGCUGUUAUGAUGGCAUCAAUAGAGUAUGAGAAAUCUCAGAAAAACUUAGAAGCUAAGUUGCAAGAGAGAAAUGAACAGGUUACAAACUUGGCUGUUGAAAAUACAAAUCUGACCAGGGCCCUUCGAGCAAAAGAGAAAUUCAUGGAAGAUUUAUGCAGACAGAAGUCUCAAACAGAUGCAGAAUUUAAUGCACUAAUGGCUAGACUGGAUUCAACAGAAAAAGAAAAUUCCUUCUUAAGAUAUGAAUUUCACAUGCUAGAGAAGGAACUCGAGAUUCGAAGUGAGGAGAUGGAGUACAACCGUCGGUGUGCUGAAGAAUCACACAAACAGCAUUUGGAGAGUAUGAUGAAAAUCACAGAGUUAGACCAAGAAUGUCAAAGACUCAAUCUUCUGCUGCGAAAACGGCUGCCAGGUCCUGCUUCAAUGAAUAUGAAGAAUGGAGUUAAAAUGAUGGGGAGGGAUCAAACAGAGAUAAGAAGAAGGAAGCUUAAUCCUACUAGAGAUAUGAUUGUAAGAGAUGACAACAUGGGAAACUCGCCUGAAAUACCAAAUAAGAAUAUGAGUUUCAUGAUUGAGCAGUUACGUAAUAUGGAAGAGGAAAACAAAGUUCUUAGAGAUAUUUUGACCAGGAAAAACUCUGAGCUUCUUUCUUCGAGGAACAUGCAUUCUCAGAUAGCUUCCAGAUUGUCUCAGGCUGAGAAAUCUAUGGAGCUGGCACGAUGUAGUCCUAUCCCAAAUGAUGUUUCUCGAUCUUCAAGGUAUGACAUUUGCAGUGAUGAUGGGAUGAGUUCUUCCGGAUCUUGGGCUAGUGCAUUACUGACAGAGUUGGAACAUUUUAGAAGUGGUAGGCUUAAAAGUCCACAGGAGCAGAAAGAAAUGGAGGUUUCAGACAUGAGCUUAAUGGAUGAUUUUGUUGAGAUGGAGAAAUUGGCAAUAGUUUCUGCGGAUACACCUCCUAAAAAUAUACAUAAUCUUCGCUUUACUGGUAAGGACCUGGUACGAGUUGGAGAUCAAUAUAGCAUGAGCAAGUACAGUGAGUCCAGAGAUGUAGUACCUGAGAAUUCUUUUGACUGGCUUCAGGUUGUUUUGAAAGCAAUGUUGGAGCAAAAAAAUAUGUCAAAACGAAGUCUAGAUGAGCUAUUUGAGGACAUCAAAAUUGCUUUGGGUUACCUAAAACAACCAACUAAGCAUGAGGCUAGUAAAACUGCAGAAUCUGUAGAGAAGUCAUUGUGUCUAGCUCUAGUUGCUUCUUCAAAUGAAAAUAAGGUUGGUGAUAAACUGCAAGAAGAAAACAGCAGACUAAAAGAUGAACUGAACAAAAUGGAAUCUGCAAAGAAAGAAAUGGAAGCUAAGCUACAGUCAGCAACUGAAAAGAACGAAGCAUUGAUGGUACAACUUCAGGAAUCACAGCAAAGCCUUGGAACCCUACAAACAGAAAUGGAGAGUCUGAGAGAAGCAGAGGGGUUGAUAGAAGACCAGCUCGAAAAUCAGAAGUCAAUUAAUGAAGACCUUGAUACCCAGCUAACUAUUGCCAAAGCAAAGUUAAAUGAAGUCUUCCAGAAGUUCUCCUCUUUAGAAGUGGAAUUGGAGGAUAAACAUAAUUGUUUCGAAGAACUAGAAGCAACAUGUCUUGAGCUCCAACUCCAGCAAGAAAGUGCUACAAAGACGGAAACUCCAGAGUAUGACAUAAGCAAAGAGGAAAAACAGUCCCAACCUGGAUGGGAAAUCACAACAGCCUCAGUGAAGCUGGCAGAGUGCCAAGAAACCAUCCUAAACUUGGGAAAACAGCUGAAGGCACUAGCUACACCAAGAGAAGCAGCACUGUUUGACAAGGUGUUCUCUACCACCAGCACUGCAGCCAACGGCACCAAUAAUAACUUGCCCAAGCGCUCUUCUCUACGUGAUCGAAUGCUAGAUGAUGAAGAUCCCAAAGACGGGGUUCUGAAGUCUCCAAAGGGUAAACAUGAAUCAAGGGAUGCAGAUGCACAAAAACCAUCCCUUCUUCACUCUGAUAGUCAUAAUGCUUUGUCCACUCCUAGUGCUCUGGUAAAUACCCGCCAAGUAAACUUUGGUUCAAAGCAUCUGGCUAUUGUGCCGAGUAAGAAACAAGGAGGUUUUGGUUUUCUAAGGAGGCUACUGCUGAGGAGGAAGAAAGGAAGCAGCAAGAAACCACAAACCUUGUCCAAAGCUUGAUUUUCAGAAGGUGAGGAACCUAAAAGAAAAUGCAGCAAAUCGCAAGACUUUCGUGAGGUAACAAGACUUGGUAGCAUGUGAAAUCUGUUUUCUUCUGCUGUUUGGUUUUUUCUCAUUACUACUUGGCAUUACUAGAGUUUAAGCUUAUUUUCUAGCAUAAUGUGAGCGAGUGAGAUCUGUGAGUUAGUGAGUCUGCCUGAUGUAUAUAUAUCUUUGUUUGAAGCUUCGAAGACUAUAAUUACAUAAUUAAUAAGACUGACAGACGAUGAUCAGAUC